GGUUAAUGACCCCAGCGGCCUCUGAACACUGGCCCCCCCUCCCAAAACUUCCAUUCUUCACUUCUCAAUGUUAGGAGAUAAUUCUCUUCAAAUAGAUAUGACGGAUGUUUCUAAAGCAGCUCGACCUCACCACUGCCCUACGGCCAGCCUAUCUCCCAGACGAAGUCCUCCUGUUUGUCCAAGAUAAUGUGGGAUUGUACGAGGGAAAAUACAAGCUUCCCAACCAGCAGAAUGGACAGGUCUAUCUGACUUCCCAUCGCAUCUGCUAUGUGGACAAAGCCGAUCCCAGAAAGCACUCGCUAGCUCUGGACUUGAAGGACGUGGAGCGAUAUGAAUUCUACGCUGGUUUCUUCAAGUCAUCGGCCAAGGUCACCCUGAUCCCAAAGCCGACCAAGCGCGCGUCCUUACAGUCAAGAUCGCCAGCUGUCCCCAACGGCGGUUCGCCGAGGAACGGUACUGCUUCUCCAGUCUCACGAUCAGAUAGCCCUCGGCGCCCUGCGGCAGCCGAUCCGUCGCCCGCAGCGGGCACAGCAACCUGGGUCUGCACGAUAUGCAGCUUCUCGAACCCCGUGCCGUCCAACUUUGACCCUGCAACGGCAAAUGCGCAUACUCCUCUCCCGCCAUGUCUGGCCUGCGGGAUCAAGCCAGCACUGACGCACGUGCUGAAGGCGGCCAUCAGCAAUGCUACAAGCAGACAGGUAGUCGUGGCCCCGUUGCCACUGCGGCCCAGGGGACUGUCUGGGAACAACAACAACGGGCUGAUAGCCGGGGACAGUAAUUCUCCAGAUGCAAGAGAGAGCAGCCCACCCAAGACGUCGUCGGAUCCGGAUGCCUCGUUUCAAUGUCCCCGGUGCACAUUCCUAAACCACCCGUCCCUACUGUCCUGCGAGAUAUGUGGCGCGCCGUUGAUCUCCCACGAUGUGCCGCCCGGGCUGGGCCGUCCUGCGCAGUCAACCCCGACCCAAGACCGAACCGACUCCCCUGGCCCGGUUCUGAGCUACGGUGCCCUGUCCGCCAUGGACAAUCCUGAGAGCGUCAAAAUCUCAUUCCGAGGAGGGGGUGAGAAGAUCCUCUACGAACGCCUCAAGGGCGCCAUCACACAGCGCAAGUGGCUCCUGCAGGGCGCGCCGCCCGUACCCAGCUCCAACCUAUUGGCCGUGGACGCAAACCCAGGGUCCACCGGUCCCCUGCAGCCGAGGAAGAAGACGGUGGGCAUCGCUGGUCUGGAGCAGCGCGGACUGGAGCUGCGCAAGAACAAUGAGCUGGUCAUCGGCUCGGCAUUUGAGGAUCUCGAGGCGCUGAUGGCAUCUGCCAAGGAGAUCGUUGCUCUGGCAGAAAGCUUCUCGCGGCAGACAGGCGGCGGCAGUGGCGGCGUCUCGUCAGAAGCGAGCGCGGUCCUGGCAGAGUCGGCGACGCAGCUGGGCCUGGUCACCACCAAGGACAUUGCGGGCAGCAGCAACGAGUCACUCUACCUGUCCGAGCUGUCACGCAACCUGGCCGAGUUUCUGACGGACGACGCGAGGGGCGUGCUGCGCAAGGCCGGCGGGAUCAUCAGCCUCGUCGAUCUCUGGGCCAUGUUCAACCGGGCGCGCGGCGGCGUCGAGCUCGUCAGCCCCAUGGACUUCGAGAAGGCGGCGCGGCUGUGGGAGGAGCUCAGGCUCCCCGUGCGGCUGCGUACGUUCAAGAGCGGCGUCAUGGUCGUGCAGGGCAAGGACCGGACGGACGAGACGACCAUCAAGGCGCUGCUGGGCUGGAUGCAGGAUCUGCACAGCAUACCGCCCGACAAGGAGGUGCCGUGGGACUGGCAGGAGUUUGGGCGGGGCGUGACCUCGCGGGACGUCGCCGAGAGGUUUGGCUGGAGCAUCGGCGUGGCCGAGGAGGAGCUGGAGAUGGCCGAGGAGCGGGGCGUGCUGUGCCGCGAGGAGGGCAUCGAGGGCCUGAAGUUCUGGGAGAACUUUAUCGAUACUGGCGAGGGGAGGGGGCGCAAGAAGACGGAGGCGCAGGAGGCACAGAGGCAGAUCUACAAGGCCCUGAGGGAGAGUGGCUUCAUCUAACGCAACCAGCCUACGUCAUCCUGUCCCAAAAUCAAAGAGAACCAGAAG
This is a messenger RNA of Cryphonectria parasitica EP155, 2102 nucleotides long. Its product is annotated as Vps36-domain-containing protein. Gene Ontology annotation, molecular function: ubiquitin binding; phosphatidylinositol-3-phosphate binding. NCBI's taxonomy places the organism in Eukaryota, Fungi, Ascomycota, Sordariomycetes, Diaporthales, Cryphonectriaceae. The record is from RefSeq and is a predicted model, not a curated record. Gene Ontology annotation, cellular component: ESCRT II complex; late endosome membrane. The coding region runs from base 105 to 2054 and encodes 649 amino acids. Gene Ontology annotation, biological process: protein transport to vacuole involved in ubiquitin-dependent protein catabolic process via the multivesicular body sorting pathway. The transcript is spliced from 3 exons.